AUGUACAAGAAAUUCACGUUCCUGUACAUGACCGGGAAGAGGAAUCUUCAGUGCGCCAAGAAGGUGGCUACGAAAUGCGAGGCGCGCGUCACACUGGACGCGCUGGGAAAUAUCGUCUCCGCAUACACCGAGCAUAACCACCCACCUCCGAAGUACCGACGCACACCUCAGGGGCUCUAUAUUAAAAUCAGAUCGAGUACAGGCUCAGCUAUUAUUCCAGACGAGAUCCGUUUCCUGCCGACCACUGGCGGGAAGACGCUCAUCGUGUACCAGGGCUACACGUUCUCGUAUAUGAACCGCAAGCGCAACCUGCGCUGCUCCCGCAAGCUGACAAAUCACUGCAACGCGCGAUUCACACUUGACGCUGAGGGGAACAUAGUGUCUGGCUUCGCUGAGCACAACCACCCGCCGCCGACCUUGCACCGUACCGCCGACGGCCUCGAUCUCAAACUCGCCUCGCGUUUGCUUACAGACGUCCUCCACUUCCUGCGAACGAUCGACGGCAAACAGAUCAUCCUGUACCGCAACUACACGUUCUCCUACAUGAACACCAGACGAAAGUUGCGCUGCUCGAGAAUGUUCCGCGGGAAGUGCACGGCGCGCAUCAUACUCGAUGCGGACGGAAGUAUUUUACUGGCGAAUGCGGUCCACAACCACCCGCCGCCCACGUACCACGUCACCGCCGAAGGCGUUUACAUUAAAGUUCGCAAC
Iphiclides podalirius (scarce swallowtail) is the source of this 711-nucleotide messenger RNA. NCBI's taxonomy places the organism in Eukaryota, Metazoa, Arthropoda, Insecta, Lepidoptera, Papilionidae. The record is from the annotation of a GenBank genome assembly.